This is a messenger RNA of Dreissena polymorpha, 1589 nucleotides long. Its product is annotated as galactose mutarotase-like. Gene Ontology annotation, molecular function: carbohydrate binding; aldose 1-epimerase activity. NCBI's taxonomy places the organism in Eukaryota, Metazoa, Mollusca, Bivalvia, Myida, Dreissenidae. The record is from RefSeq and is a predicted model, not a curated record. The transcript is spliced from 8 exons. The coding region runs from base 107 to 1168 and encodes 353 amino acids. Gene Ontology annotation, biological process: glucose metabolic process; beta-D-galactose catabolic process via UDP-galactose, Leloir pathway.
UAAAUAAACAAACAACCCUAUCUGAUAACAUAUACAUUUAACCUAAAUACACAUAGCGCGUGAAAGUAAAUUCACUUGCAACAGAAGUGGUUUACACUGCUAGAAUAUGGCGGCCACACUUGACAAGGAAUUCUUUGGGAAAACAUCGAAAGGCGAGGACAUCUACAAGUUUACGUUCACCAACGGCAACAACGUCAGCAUCAGUAUUUUGAACUUUGGGUGCGUCGUCUAUGAGAUCAACCUUCCCGACAAGGACGGUAACGUCACUGACGUCAACCUGGGCUUCGACAACGUCACAGAUUAUGAGGUAAACAACAACUAUUUCGGAGCGCUCUGUGGCCGCGUGGCCAACCGGAUAGGCGGUGCAGAGAUGACAAUCGAUGGCGUCCAGUACAAACUGUCCAGGAAUGAUCCGCUAGGGGGUCACAUCUGUCAUGGUGGCUCCGUCGGAUUCAGCAGGCGAGUGUGGGACUAUGAAAUCAAAGACGAGAAACUCACACUCUCUUACAAGGACGCAGACGGAAGUGAGGGGUUUCCAGGUGACGUCACUACCCACGUGACCUUUAGCCUCGAUUCCGAGAACACGCUCACGAUGGAUUACGUGGCUUCGACAAACAAGCCUACUGUGGUCGAUAUGGGCAGCCAUUUCAUGGUGAAUUUGGGGGGUCAUGACAAAGGUCCAAUACGAGAUCACGUGAUCACUAUUGCAAGUGACAAAUAUCUGGACAUAGGGAAAGAUUUCCUCCCCUCUGGUAAAACCAUCAGUGUCGAGGACGACAAGAUAAUGGACUUCCGGUCACCGCGUGAUCUAUGUGGGGAGACGCUUGAGAAGAUGAGCGGCGAAUGCGCUUUUCACCAUGCCUUCCGGUUUGACAAAAGAGGCGAGAGGAAGCUCAUGGCGAGGGUCGACCACCCGCCCAGCAAGCGUUUCAUGGAGGUGUACUCCACCAACACGACGGUGUUCGCCUACAGCAACCACUUUAUGGACGUCAUAGUCGGCGACAAGCCCUGCAAAGGGGGCGUGGUCUACCAAAAAUACGGCGCCAUUGAGUUCAUGCCUAUGGGGUAUCCAAAUUCCAUUAAGAUGCCCGACUUUCCCCAGUCCGUGUUGAGGCCUGGGGAGGAAUACCACGAGGUGGCCUGUUACAAGUUCGGUGUCGCUGAGUAGGGCCGCGGAAUAAACUCGUGUGGGCUACAUGUUGAGUACCGCUGUGCAAUAGACGUUGAACAAUAUUUGAGCAUGAAUGAUUGAUUUAUCAGAGUUUUAAUGCAGGAGUUUUGUAGCUGUUAAUUUUGAUUUUAUGUCAUUUUAAAUAAUAAUUACCCAAUAAAUGUACGUAAAAUGUGUUAGCAACGCCAAAAAAAAUAAUAAAAAACUUACAUUUUUUUAAGUAAAGAAAGUACGAAUAAAUAUCGCAUUAGUUCAGCGGUCAUUCAUUUCGAAGGAAAACACGGAACUAAAGUGCAUGUUCGUUUGGACUCGGAUAUAUUUACAUAGAGAAAUGAUGAAGUUUGUAUUCAUGGUCAGGAAUUAAAGGUCGUUUUUACUUAAAACAAUAUUUAAACAAAUGAAUACAUGUAUUAAUAUA